Phytophthora nicotianae INRA-310 is the source of this 704-nucleotide messenger RNA. RefSeq lists its product as hypothetical. The record is from RefSeq and is a predicted model, not a curated record. The coding region runs from base 188 to 439 and encodes 83 amino acids. Lineage: Eukaryota; Oomycota; Peronosporomycetes; Peronosporales; Peronosporaceae. The transcript has a single exon.
UCAACUGCAUGAGCUCAGUGGGUCGCUCAGCGGGUCGCUCGACGUGGUGGCUGCGGUGGUUAUCGGUGUGGUUACUCGUCCCUCCAUCGUCACGAUCCCAAGGCAGAUUUUCAACUGGAGACUCGACACUCGGCGUGUCUGGAUUAUUGGCCGGGAGUCCAACACGUUGGUGAACGUGGCUUUCAACAUGAAGCUCGCUGUGCUCGUUGGUCUGGUUCUCGACUGGGGACUCAAAUUGCUGAAGGGCUGUACGAUCCACUGUGGGUUGCGCAAGCUGCUCGACCUGAAGCUCGUCCGAGAGUCGGAUAAGCUGGUCAACCCCGGUUACACCAGGAGGCUGAACGUGAAGGUUGUCUGGAAUGUCGGUUUGCGGCUGAAAAUCAUCCUGAUCUCGGACCUCUUGGGGCUGCAGAGGUCGUACGUGCUCACCGAGUUGUAGUGAGAGGGAGGGUAGAUGGACUGGGCUUGGGAUUAGAUCAGCGUUGGCUUCGUCGGCGUCGUUUCCGUGACGCUUGCAAGUACGGCGGUUGUGUCCCUUUUCGGAGCAAGUCUUGCACUUGUACGUAUUUCCAGCUGACUCACCGCUACUACCCAUGCGGCGUGUAACUCUCCUGCCAGCUUGCUUGUAGAAUGGGGAAGGCUUGACAUUAGGGUCGACGUGAUCCGUGUCUCUAAUUGGCAAUUCAAUUCCUUUACCGACGAAA